UCCUUGAGUCCCGCAUGACGUCACCAAGCCUCCCUCGCUCCUCGGUGGGGAAAACGUGGAGAGCGUCACUUCACUUCGCGGUGUGUUGUGGAUUUCCCGUCAAAAAUAACUUCAACCUCGUUGGAGCUACACCAAGAUCCACUGACAUACACUGAGCUGUUGAGGUGACAAGGAUGGAGUACAUGCAAGCUCCAGCCACAAGCAGCCAGGGGAAUAUCCUGUGCUGUACCUGUGGCGUCCCCAUUCCUCCCAACCCAGCCAACAUGUGUGUGGCCUGCCUGCGUACUCAGGUAGACAUCUCAGAGGGAAUCCCCAAGCAAGUCACAGUGCACUUCUGCAAGCAGUGCGAAAGGUACUUGCAGCCUCCAGCCUCCUGGGUGCAGUGUGCCCUGGAGUCCAGGGAACUGCUGGCCCUUUGCCUGAAAAAAAUCAAGAGCUCUAUGACCAAAGUGCGUCUCAUUGAUGCCGGCUUCCUGUGGACAGAGCCACACUCAAAAAGGAUUAAGAUGAAAGUGACCAUCCAGAAAGAGGUGAUGAAUGGCGCUAUCUUACAGCAGGUGUUUGUGGUCGAGUUUGUCAUCCAGUACCAGAUGUGUGACGACUGCCACCGUGUGGAAGCCAAGGACUUCUGGAAGGCCGUGGUUCAAGUUAGGCAGAAGACCGUUCAUAAAAAGACAUUCUACUAUCUAGAGCAGCUGAUCCUCAAGCAUAAACUCCACCAGAAUGCCCUCAACAUCAAAGAAAUCCAUGACGGGAUCGAUUUCUACUAUGGCUCCAAGCAGCACGCACAGAAGAUGGUCGACUUCCUCCAGUGCACUGUGCCCUGCAGGUCAAAGACAUCCCAGCGCCUGAUCUCUCAUGACAUCCAUUCAAACACGUACAACUAUAAGAGCACCUUCUCUAUGGAGAUCGUACCCGUCUGCAAGGACAACGUAGUGUGCCUUUCACCACGGCUGGCUCAGAGCCUGGGGAACAUGGGUCAAGUGUGUGUGUGCGUCCGUGUCACCAGCACCAUCCACCUCAUCGAUCCCAACACCCUGCAGAUUGCUGAGGUGGAUGGGAACACAUACUGGCGCAACCCCUUCAACAGUCUCUGUAACCCACGGCAACUGGAAGAGUUCAUCGUUAUGGACACUGACGUCAUCAGAGACCAGAAGCUGGGUGCUGGAGCCGGCAUGAGGUCCAAUAAGCACACCCUGGCUGAGGUGUGGGUUCAGAAAACAUCAGAGAUGAACACCAGUCAGCAGUAUCACUGCCGUACAUUCCUGGGCCACCUGCUCAACAUCGGAGACCUGGUGCUGGGGUUUGACUUUGCCAAUUCUAACGUCAACGAUGAAUACCUGAAUAAGAUGAAUCCUCACCACGUUCCUGAUGUGGUGCUGAUCAAGAAGAGCUAUGACCGCAACAGGAGGGCGAAGCGCAGGAACUGGAAACUGCAGGAGAUGGACAAAGACCGCGAGGGCAUGGAUACGGAUGAUGAGAGACAAUACCAGGACUUCCUGGAGGACCUGGAGGAGGAUGAGGCUCUGAGGAAGAAUGUUAACAUCUACAGAGAUGCGUCAAAGAUCCCAGUGGAGAGCGACACCGAUGAUGACGGAGCACCACGUAUCUCCCUGGUGGAGAUGCUGGAGGAGCUCAGCCUAACUGAUGCCACAGGAGAAGAGGGCGCUGACAUGAUGACAGACUAGGCGGUUGCCAUCCUGCCUUUGUGACGCUGACAGCUGAUCUGUCAAAUACAACACUGAGCUGAGGCCUCCCAUUUUGAACUGACAGCAUGUUGAGGACGGAUCCAACAAAUAAUGUGUUAUACUGAACAAAAUCCACAGCUCAUCAGACUGUGGUGUAAUGACUCAUUACAGUUAAAACCCAUAAACUGUGGGUUAUAAUGGUGCCACAUAGUAACAAAUACAGUUCUGCUGAGAGACUUUCAGUUGUUUAAACUGAUCAUUCACCUCAUCUUCACAGUGGGCCUACAACAUUUAGAUUUUCAGCUAUUUGUAAAAUGCUCUUUCCCCCUUUUCAUUUAAAAUUUGAAGUGAUGUGGAAACGAGAGUGCUACUAGUUCACUAUAUAUCAAAAUAAAUAUUUGUCCUAAUGAA
Messenger RNA from Dicentrarchus labrax (European seabass), 2099 nucleotides. It is a transcript of the gene nmd3, whose product is annotated as NMD3 ribosome export adaptor. The transcript is spliced from 16 exons. Bases 174 to 1688 code for a protein of 504 amino acids. Gene Ontology annotation, biological process: ribosomal large subunit export from nucleus. The record is from RefSeq and is a predicted model, not a curated record. Gene Ontology annotation, molecular function: ribosomal large subunit binding. Gene Ontology annotation, cellular component: nucleus; cytoplasm. Lineage: Eukaryota; Metazoa; Chordata; Actinopteri; Moronidae.